CCUUUUUUUAUGAGGCACAGUUUGUCACACCUCACACUGACGGUUUGUUCGUCGACUGUUCGACACUUUUGGGGGAAAGAGGAAGAGAGUUAGCCGGCUCGACAUCGCGGCGGUGAGGAUGUUGCAGUGACACGGGGAGCAUCCCUCCUACCUUUCCAGCAUCCAGCCGGCACCGUCAGCUGUUGCUCAUGCACAAAUGUCGGCUAAGGCCAACAACUAUGCUGCGGAUCUUUAGCCGGUAACCGGGAGCAGUGCGUGCCGACGAGCCUCUCGAGUAUUUUCCGCCCUUUUUUUUUGGUGCCAAUGGAGAAAGCCACUCCGCCUCCGUCCCAGCCGCAGGUGCAGCUGUCCAUUGCCAAAACCGACAGUCCGGCGGAUGACGUCACCGGCUUGUCCGACGAGGACCUGCUGAAGUGGACCAAGGAGGACCUGGUGCGGCGGCUGCGGCGCUCCGAGGCGGACAAGAUGAGCGUCAUCCUGGACCACGGGAAUCUCAUCCGCGAGGUCAACCGCAGCCUGCAGUUGCACUUGAACGAGAUCCGGGGCUUGAAGGACAUCAAUCAGAAGCUGCAGGAAGACAACCGUGAGCUGCGGGACUUAUGCUGCUUCCUCGAUGACGACCGCCAGAAAGGAAAGCGUGUGUCCAGGGAGUGGCAGCGUCUAGGUCGUUACAGCUCGAGCAUUAUGCGCAAAGAGGUGACCCUUUAUCUCCAAAAACUCAAAGAACUAGAGCUGCGGCAGGAAGAGGUUAUGCGUGAGAACCUGGAGCUGAAGGAACUCUGUCUCCUCCUGGAUGAGGAAAAGGGAAUAGUAAGUGGAAGUGGAGGAAGUGGCGGAAACGCCGGGAUAGGCGUGGGGUCGCGAAACUCCAUUGACAGCCAAAAUAGUUUACUGCUGGUGCCUGGGCAAGGCCUCCUUAUGAGGGAUGUUGGCGAUGGCAGCAGUACCUCAAGUGCAGGGAGUGCCGACAGCUCAGAUCACCAUCAGCAUAAGCAUCUGGCUGUUGGAGGGAGCAGUCUUGGCAGUGCAGGGGAAAAAGGGAGUCCCGAGCUGGUGCAUAAACCGAGGUGUAGCAGCAUUAGUGCCAUAGGAGGAAUGGUGGACAGGGAGGCGUCCAGCCCUGAGCACCCUGCUGGGCGCCACCGGAGUACAAGCCUGGAGUACCCAUACACUUUACCCCAACUCUGUCGACCCCGCUGUGGCUCCAUAUCAGUGCCUGAUCACAGUCGAGUCAUGCGGGGUCUGAGCCCGGAGAAAUACGGGAGGAACGUGGUACGAAGCAGUCCGGACCAGCACCCUAAACACUAUAGCUCUGACCUUCACUUAGGCCAGAGGCAGCACUACCUGGGUCAGGGGGGCAGUGGGGACAUCUACCAGAGGCACCGCAGGGGCAGUAUAAGCAGCACCGGAUGUGAGAGCCCCGAACCACGCCAUGCACAUUUAGGGAACAGUGAACACACUGAAAAGAGCUGCAAGGCCCAAGGGGGAAGUCCUGAAACUCAUAGGCACCAAUACAGUAUGAGCCCCGACCACGUGAAGUAUGGCAGCCCAGUGAGAGACGCACAGAGGAGGUCAGCUGGGGACGAGCUGUCACCACAUCAUCGGAGCAUCUAUAACGGCAUGAAUGCUUUGAUAUCAGCCGGCUGCUGCACCAACAACUGUAGAAAUGUCAAGCUAUGGGACAGCUUCGACGCCUCCUCUUGACCUCACUGUGGUCAUCUCCUCAGAGGAAUAAGCAUCACAACGGAAGAGCCUUUUUGCAGCCCGCGGUACCACGUUCCAAGACACCAGAGGGUCUGCUGUCCAUCCCUGGCCUCCUUCAUGUGUGCAGACCCUGAAAACAACCUGCCUUCACGUUUUCAUCCCUACAUAUUGAACGCUUUGCAGAAGGAGGAUGUGGGAGAAUAUGAUUAGUUGCGUUGUGUGCAAGAACUGUGCUGCAGAAAUAUCGAUCAGAGUGGAUGUCUCUCCCUGCCAAAAGUGACACGGCUACCUCUCGGAGAGAACCCAGAGGAGAGGGUUGCGUGCUGGAAGAUUGUUUUUGUGCACUGAGAAUAAAAAAAAAAAAAAAGGAAAUUGUGCACGAAGUUCAGCACUAUAUGGAUUCUUUUUUCUGACACGAUAACAGUGCCUGCACAAGCUCCAUAUGGUUGUCCACAAAAUCCACAGCGCACUCUUGGAACAUAGUGGACAUGCUGUAUUGAACUGCUUUAUUUUGCGUUUAAGGAUAGUUACUUUAAAACAGUAAUCGGCAUACUUGCCAACCCUCCCGAAUUUUCCGGGAGACUCCCGAAUUUCAGUGCCUCUCCCAAAAAUCUCCCGGGACAACCAUUCCCCCGAAUUUCUCCCGAUUUCCAGCCGGACUUAAGGCACGCCCCCUCCAGGUCCAUGCGGACCUGAGUGAGGAAAGCCUGUCGUCACGUCCGCUUGGCCAACCAAAAAGUAACCACAGAACACUAUGGUGUUCUGUGGUUACUUUGUGGUUGGCCAACGGUUUACAUUGUAAUGCGCACCCUGACGGCAAGUGUGGGAGUCGGUUCUGAAGUAUGAAGUAAAGAGACGUAACUUCGUCACCUCGCCUGGUUAUUGACUCCAACCCAGAAUAUUACACUGCCCAUACCUAUGCUCCUUCAAAGGCUGUGCUACUGGCUGCAAAGCAUUGCACUUUCAAAUACAACAAUGAGUAGGGAGGAGUGUUAUGUGUGUGUAUAUGUGUAAAUAAAUGAAC
Messenger RNA from Entelurus aequoreus (snake pipefish), 2728 nucleotides. RefSeq names its product coiled-coil domain containing 85A, like (gene ccdc85al). NCBI's taxonomy places the organism in Eukaryota, Metazoa, Chordata, Actinopteri, Syngnathiformes, Syngnathidae. Bases 304 to 1704 code for a protein of 466 amino acids. The transcript is spliced from 4 exons. The record is from RefSeq and is a predicted model, not a curated record.